AAAUGCAUCCUUUUUCACCUUUGUAUCACAGCAGGUGGCGGUUGAAGCAUCACCGGCUGUAGCAAGUUCUUGACAGUUCUGUAGCAGAGUUAAUUGAAGCAUCACAGCCUGUAGCAAGUUCUUGACACUUUGAUAUGGAGGCACUUCCUCCUACCUUGACAUCUGCUUGUGAGCAGCCACUUCUGUACGAUGGCACAACCAGAUUGUACAUGUCGUACGUUUGCCCUUAUGCGCAACGGGCAUGGAUCACAAGGAAUUACAAGGGUUUGCAGGAGGAGAUCAAGCUAGUCCCCAUGGACCUGGCAGAUAAGCCUGCAUGGUACAAGAAGGUUUACCCCAAGUACCAGGUGCCAGCCAUGGAGCACAACAAGAAGAUCAUAGGAGAGAGCUUGGAUCUGAUCAGGUACAUAGAUAGCAACUUCGACGGCCCUAAACUGAUCACCAAUAUGAGAUCCUCAAAACAAAGGUUUGCAGUAGAACUUUUGGGAUAUUCAGAUGCUUUCAACAGGGCAUUGCUCGACGGACUGAGAUCCAAGGGGCCCGUGACUGCUGAAGCUGUUGCUGCUUUGGACAAAAUAGACAGCUCCCUGUCAAAAUUUGAUGAUGGUCCUUUCUUCCUAGGCCAAUUCAGUCUGGUGGACAUUGCAUAUGUACCAUUCAUCGACGGAUUUCAGAUGUUUUUUGCUGGCAUAAAGAAUUAUGAUAUCACAAGAGGGAGAGUUCAUAUGCAGACAUUCACUGAGGAACUGAACAAGAUUGACGCGUAUACACAGAUGAAGCAGGACCCUCAAAUGCUGCUUGCUCUCACAAAGAAGUUUGGGGUAUGAAUUAACUUUUAUACGGCCAUCUUGAUCCGAGACACUACCUGCAUGUGUUGUCGAUAUAAGGUUUCCACCUCGGUGUUCUGAUAAACGGUUGAAUAAUGAUGAAACGAAGCACCGAAACGAUGAGAUCAAUAGCUUGUCUGUUGAGUGAUGUCGAUAUGUUUUGUUCUCCAGAAUGCAAAGUUACAAACACUUAUAAUAUUUUACU
Messenger RNA from Panicum hallii, 1032 nucleotides. RefSeq names its product protein IN2-1 homolog B-like. Bases 135 to 827 code for a protein of 230 amino acids. The record is from RefSeq and is a predicted model, not a curated record. Gene Ontology annotation, molecular function: glutathione transferase activity. NCBI's taxonomy places the organism in Eukaryota, Viridiplantae, Streptophyta, Magnoliopsida, Poales, Poaceae. The transcript is spliced from 10 exons.